This is a messenger RNA of Condylostylus longicornis, 1344 nucleotides long. RefSeq names its product dynein axonemal assembly factor 3 homolog (gene Dnaaf3). Lineage: Eukaryota; Metazoa; Arthropoda; Insecta; Diptera; Dolichopodidae. The transcript has 2 exons. Gene Ontology annotation, biological process: axonemal dynein complex assembly; motile cilium assembly. The record is from RefSeq and is a predicted model, not a curated record. The coding region runs from base 1 to 1344 and encodes 447 amino acids.
AUGUUUUGGGGAUUUAGUGAAUCCAUGGAUUUUUUCGAAGAAUAUCAAAAAGCAGUAAACAAAGAUGUUGAAGAACUUAAUAUACUUUUGUUUGGCACAGGAGAUCCCCGAAAUAUUUUGCACACCAUUGCUAAAUCCUACAAACAUUCUACAAAAUUAAACUUUUAUUUACUAGAUGGAUGCGCGGAAAUUGUUGGAAGAAAUAUGUUGCUACUUCUUCUAGCAUUUGAAAGUUUAGAAGUUUUUUCUCUAAAAAAUAAAACACAUACUUACAUGGACAUUUUUGGAAACUCAUUGGUGCGACCCUCUUCGUGUGCAUACAUAGCAAGUAAAUCGGAAAUACUACGGAAAAUUAUAUCAGACGAAGAAGAGAGGAAUAAAAUGGCGCCUAUGUUUGAUAUAGAGAGUUUAAAAUAUCGUGAAAGAGAUAAUUUAGAAAAUACUUUCUUAUUUUGGCUUCCCAAAGAAGACCAUGUUUUUAAUAUCUCACGCUAUUGGGAAAAACAAAACAGGCAGCUGCUUGGAACAAGAUAUGAUUGCCGUAAGGGGGUUUUCGAUUGGGACUUAACAAUGAAUUUAAAAGAGUCGGGAGCAAAACAAAUUUCCUCUCAAGAAUAUCGUUAUUGGCGAGAUACAGGAAUCGCCUUCGUAUUUCCAGAAUACGAACAAUGUCAACCAAAUAAAACUAUGGUAGCUGGUCUUAUUAGAAAUGGUUUGAAAUUUUUGCAUCGCGGUUAUAUUGGAGAUCAAGAAACUGGGCCAUUUUGUUGCCAUGGCUUAAUUUGUUCUGAACCUGAUAUGGUUAAAGAAAGCUAUGGAAAACGGGAUUAUAGAGCAACUGAUAUAACCGAAAUUAAUUUAUACGGACUUUUUCAUGAAAUUCAACAUAAAACACUAUAUAUCUUAGAUAAAAAUCACGCCCAUAAAUUGGGUGCAAAUAUUUUAUUAUUGAACAAACCCCUUUCUGGCGUGCAAGAUGAAAACAUACAGUUGAAACAAUAUAACCAACCAUCAUUAACUCUACCAAAUAUAAAAAUUAUAUUUCUAUCCGGAGACUUUCUAACAAAUUUAAGUUUGGACGGAACCAAAUUUCAAAAUUUUUUUGAUGUUGUUUUUAUAACUAACAAAUAUUUUCCACUCUUGCAGCAAGACUUAGAAAAUGUCUUGACAAAAAAUUCAUUAAUAAUUUUUGAAACAAAACAAUAUACCUUAGAGAGACAAGAGGGGAAAACUGAAUUUUUGGCAAAUAUUAAAAAGUUCGCAAAAGAAAUUAAUUUAAAAAACAUAACAAAUUUUAAUAUUAAUAUUGAUUAUUCUGUUGUAAAAUACAAGACCGAAGAUUAA